Clupea harengus (Atlantic herring) is the source of this 1291-nucleotide messenger RNA. RefSeq names its product necdin-like 2 (gene ndnl2). The record is from RefSeq and is a predicted model, not a curated record. Gene Ontology annotation, cellular component: nucleus. NCBI's taxonomy places the organism in Eukaryota, Metazoa, Chordata, Actinopteri, Clupeiformes, Clupeidae.
GAAACUGAUUUUCAGACGCGUUGCCAUUUUAUUUAGAUGUAUGUUUUAGUUAAAGGGGUAUGUUGUGGGUUGGUGUUGAUAAUACACAUUGCUACCAGUGAGCUCUUAGUUAACCAGAUGUCGCUAACGCUACGUGACACCAACAUUAGCGAUAGGGAAGUGUUUGGGCACGAUGUCACAGAGGAAGAGGCUCUCGGCCUCCCAAAACAAAGCACCAAGUCGCUCACAGGCAGCGGUAGAAUCGGAUGACGAGGAUGAUGUGACUUUCACCCAGCUUACUUCCACUCAAGUUCAACGGGCGCGGGAGAGCUUUACACCGGUCCAGAUUGAUCGCAAGGUAGCAGAGGUUGUCCAGUUUGUUCUCAUAAAGGACCAGAGGAAAGUGCCCAUACGAAGAGCAGACAUCGCAAAGCAUGUCAUCAAAGAAUACAAAGCUAUGUACCAGGAUAUCAUGAAGCGUGUCUGUCGUACUUUCGAGCAGGUGUUCGGACUGAAGCUGGUGGAGAUCGAUUCUAAAAGUCAUGUGUACAUCCUCACCAACAAGCUGGAGUCUCUGCCUGAGGAGCCAGUCAGCAUGGUCCCCACCAGCCCCAAAUAUGGCCUGCUCUUCACCAUCCUCAGCGUCAUCUUCAUGAAGGGCGGAGUCGUCAAGGAAGCUCUCGUGUGGAACUUCAUGAAGAAGCUGCGCGUGGAUCCUGGAGAGAGGCAUGACCUCUUUGGAGAUGUGAAGAAGUUGGUCACAGAUGAGUUUGUACGACAGAAGUAUCUGGAGAUUGCCAGAAUCCCCCACACUGAUCCUGUGGAGUUUGAGUUCCGCUGGGGUGUGCGCGCUGAGAAGGAAGUCUCCAAGAAGAAGCUUCUGGAGAUCGUGGGAGAGCUCUUUGAUCAAGACCCCCACAGCUGGACCCAGCAGUACAGGGAGGCAGCGGCUGCGGAGGCCAGCCAGAGAUAGAUAGAGAGGGGACUGAGGAAGGCCACAGCUGCGGAGGCCAGCCAAAGAUAGAGAUAGAGAGAGAGAGGGGACUGAAGAAGGCCACGGCUGCGGAGGCCAGCCAAAGAUAGAGAUAGAGAGAGAGAGAGAGAGAGAGAGAGAGAGAGAGGACUGUGAGUGCCGGGAAGCCUUCAUUUUUAAUGACAGCUGCACACACUUUUGUGUAUAUCUAUUUUGUACAGAUGUUUAAUCGUUUUGUAAUUUACUUGCUACUGAAAUAAACUGCAUGUGGUUUAUUUUUUUAAAGGAAAGAGUCCUAAUAAGUGUAAAGGAGGCUGUUCAGAGACCCAGAGAUGGUGA